Messenger RNA from Juglans microcarpa x Juglans regia, 339 nucleotides. RefSeq names its product histone deacetylase 2-like. The transcript is spliced from 3 exons. The record is from RefSeq and is a predicted model, not a curated record. Lineage: Eukaryota; Viridiplantae; Streptophyta; Magnoliopsida; Fagales; Juglandaceae. The coding region runs from base 40 to 291 and encodes 83 amino acids.
UUGAGAAGUCUUGUAUGUGAAUAUUAGGUUGCUGCGAGUAUGUUUGAUCCUGAGUUGGUGGUUUACAAUGCUGGAACUGAUAUUCUUGAUGGAGAAGGCAGGUUGAAGAUCAGUCCUGAUGGGAUUGCCAAUAGAGAUGAGAAAGUUUUUAGGUUCGCUCGUGAGAGGACCAUACCUAUUGUCAUGCUCACAUCAGGUGGUUACAUGAAGUCAAGUGCCAGAGUUAUAGCAGAUUCCAUGAUCAACCUGUCAAAGAAAUGCCUGAUAGAUAUGGGUAAGAAUGCCACGUAAAGUUGUUCAUGAUCGUUCUCUGCCAGCAGAUAGGAGGUUGGAUUUCCA